Moneuplotes crassus is the source of this 1132-nucleotide messenger RNA. NCBI's taxonomy places the organism in Eukaryota, Ciliophora, Spirotrichea, Euplotida, Euplotidae. The record is from the annotation of a GenBank genome assembly.
AUUUUCAGAAAUGAUCAAUUACGACCUGGAAAGCAGCCAAUUAAUCGACGACAUCUGGAAGCAGAAAGCCAUCGCCGACCAACAAUUUAAGUUCAAGAGGACUAAUCUCGCAGCCAAAGAGGAAGCUGGGUUUAAGGACUCCAGACUGACUAGUUAUGGCAACCUUAAGUCUAUUGAGAAAUAGCGUCCUCACUUCUAAAAAACCAAGCACUGGGUAUGAAACUUACACACAUUGAUCUGCAAGGAAGAGGAGCAAAACUAAUAAAAACUUUAAUUUGACUCAUAUGGCCCAGAAGUUUAGAAAAUAGCUUGAAUUCUUCCCACAGAGUGAUCAUAAACCAGAGGAAAAUCAACAAAUAAAGAGCAAAAGUUACAUUUAAGAGAUCCUAAGUCUCAGGAUAGGAAGAAGAAGCUCAAAAAAUUUGUGAAGAAUUACUUCAAUGCAUGAUUAGGGCCUCAGAAAUGGGGACCUCAGAGACAAAAUUUUCACCAGAUCAGUCUUCGUAAGAGAAUCACUGAAGCAUAUAACCUCAACAAGCGGGCCAAGGGGCAUUCUAAGAAAACAAUCAGGCUGAAGAAGUUGGUCAACCCCAAACUUCUGGAUGGAGUUAACGAGAAAGGCUUUAAAAAUCUUAAAGUUGGUAGGAGGAGCACUCAACCCUCCAAAAGACACAAUAGCAGGAUCUUUAUGAAGAUCGACAAAGAAAUGGACAAUGAGCUCUAUCAUAUUACUAUUAAGAAGAAUAUGAAGAAGAAAAAUCUCACUAUUAGCGCUAGGAAUGACAAGAGCCAAAGCAAGAAGUCUGAUUACAAGAUAAAAAUACCUAAGCACAAGGCUAAUGAGGUUCUAGAAACUCAGUUUGGAGGCAGCCUGCUUAAUUUGACAGAUAGCCUGUGCAUUAAAAACAGAAAAUUAUUGCUCAUUCAUCCAAGUUUGAAUUCUGAAAACACCGAAAAUUUGAUGACUUUAGCAAACCAUAAUCCUGCUUUAAAUGAGCAGUCUGAGAAUACCCUCGAGUCAAUAAAUGAGAAUGCUUUGGGUAAUGCUUUGCUUUCAGAGGCUCAAAAUUUGCCAAGGAUUUCCGCAUCAAAAACUGCUGAAAAUUUCAGAACAAAAUAAGCAUUCAAUAUA